CAUCCCGCUGCCAGGCGCGUUCCCGGACCUUCAGGAGACAUUGCAGAACCAGGACCGAGCCUGCCUGGUCCGGGAUGAGAGUUUAACCGUCGCUGCUGCCGCCUCCCGAUCUGUUUAACUUCUCACUGAAACCGUGAGACGGAAGAGGACCUGGUUAAUGUCACUUUGUGACACACAGUCUAUCGAGAUACGGUGAUUAAAGACGUGUUUGCGCCUAAGGUUAAAAGCACAGCAGACAUCAUGGAGGAUGACAUGAUGUUCAGCAUGGAGGAGGAGGGAAGCGCCAAGAGGCCCAAUGUCCAACAAAGUGCCCCCAGCCAGCGCGCCUCCUCCCUCAGUGACUCCGCCAGUGAUGAUGAAGACCACUUCAUCUGCCCCAUCCUGGACGACUCCACCAAAGACAUCUGUCACUACCUGAAGAAUAUGGUUUACGCCCGACAGCUGUCAAACUCUUAUCCUAAGGGCGGCUUUAUGUUCAAGAAUGAAACAGAAAAGUUGGAAGAACCUCAACCGUACAGGGUUUUGUCACUGAGAGCACGGGUAUGUUAUAUAUCAGUUAUAUCUUCCUUCUCUCCCUCUUCACUGGUGACCAGCUGCGCCUCCCUUUUCCCAACUGCACUCUUUAAUUUACUUUCUUUUUCCUUCUCUUGGGGUUUGAGAUGCGGCAGCCAGGAAAUUUUUCCCCACCUGGAACAUUACAUCGAGGGCAAGUACAUCAAAUACAACUCCAACUCUGGCUUCGUGAGGGACGACAACAUCCGACUCACCCCACAGGCCUUUAGUCACUUCUCUUUUGAGCGAUCGGGCCACCAGCUGAUCGUUGUGGACAUCCAAGGAGUUGGAGAUCUCUACACUGACCCUCAGAUCCACACAGAGAAGGGGACGGACUUCGGAGAUGGAAAUCUAGGUGUGCGAGGCAUGGCGCUGUUCUUCCACUCCCACGUGUGUAACAAGAUCUGCAAGAGUAUGGACCUGACGUCGUUUGACAUUUCCGCUGCAGAGAAAUCCCAGCUGGACUGCACCAACAAACUGCUUAAGUCAGCCAAGACGGUGCUGAGGGGGUGCGAGGAGCACUGCGGUUCUCCUCGUGUUCGCACCAUCUCAGGAAGCUGGGUGCCGCUGCAGUUUUCCCACCCGUCUUCUGUGGACGACAGCACGGGCGACGGGGACUCGAACCCCUGCUCCCCUCUCACGCUGCCCUGCUCCCCGCUGUCCGCACAUGGAUUUCUGGGAAAGUCUCCUCUCGGCUUUUCAUUUAUGGGAAUGGGCGAACAUGAAAGACACAGUUAUUACAACACAGGUGAAAACAAGGACUCUGAUAGCGGCGGGGACAGCGGCUACCCCAGCGAGAGGAGGAGUGAAGGAGACCCGCAUGACCAUGUGGACGGGGCCCACCAUCGCAACCAACGGCAUCACUCGGAGUCGGACGACGACAGUUUCAGAUGGAGGAAGAUGCCAGCGUCUCCAAGAGUCACUUCAUACCUAAAUUCUUACAAUGCUGAAAACGAAUGGCUGACAGAAGACAAUUGGAGCUUCUACCAUUCGUCUCGCGCUCACAUCCACCGGUCGUCCUGUGUGGCCACCGAGGUGGAGCGGCUCAGCGCUCUGAUGCAGAAGAAGAUUGGCCAGUCCAUCCUCGGGAAGGUCCACCUGGCGCUGGUGCGGUACCAUGAAGGGGGGCGCUUCUGCGAGAAGGACGAGCCGUGGGAUCAGGACUCGGCCAUGUUGCACCUGGAGAGAGCUGCGCUGUGCGGAGAGCUGGAGGCCAUCGUGGCCUUGGGACAGUGCUGUCUGCAGCUGCCUCAUCACAUACUGCCGGAAAUGGUGCUGGAGGACAACGCUGGAAACAAGAUGAAAGGUUUCAAGUACCUGCUGCUGGCUGCGGAGGCCGGAGACAGAUCCUCUAUGAUCAUAGUGGCCAGAGCCUUUGAUUCAGGGAUAAAUCUGUCAGCUGACCGAAAGCAGAACUGGGAGGAAGCGAUUCACUGGUAUGAAAGUGCGUUGAACAUGACGGAUGACGACGAGGGAGGAGAGUUCGAUGGCACGCAGGACGAGCCUCGCUACCUGCUGCUGGCCAGAGUGGCAGAGAUGUGCCAAGUGGGAGGCUACAGCCUCACGGCGGACCCACAGAGAGCAGGUGAUCUGUUUACAGAAGCAGCAGAAGCUGCCAUGGAAGCCAUGAAAGGUCGACUGGCUAACCAGUACUACACGAAAGCUGAAGAAGCCUGGGUGCUAAUCGAGGAGUAAUUUUGGAUACACAUUCUAAUUACAAAAAGGCCACCGGAAUUUUAAUUUUUACACAGACAACCUGAAUGGUUACAGUUUACAAUUUUUUUAUUGGAUGAUAUUAUCUUUUUGCCAAGGUGAUGGGUAUGUGUGUGUGUGUGUGUGUGUGUGGGUGUUUGUUUGUGUGUGUGUGUUUUUUAACCUUCUAGAAUCAGGCUUCAAUGUCCAGGUCUCUGUUCUUCUUCUUUCUAUUUCUUUUCUUUCAUUCCCUGUCUUUUGACUGUUUGACCUUGUGAAUGUGGUUGAAUGGAAGAGAAGGUCUGAAUGAUCAAAACAAUGCCAAUACAACUUUGCUCUACAUUCAUGUUGGAAGAAUGCAUGUUAAACAAUUCUUGGAAUAUAAAACGGUUAAAUAAAGUUGGCUUUUUAUGGGUAAACACA
This is a messenger RNA of Pseudoliparis swirei, 2667 nucleotides long. It is a transcript of the gene eef2k, whose product is annotated as eukaryotic elongation factor 2 kinase. The coding region runs from base 241 to 2247 and encodes 668 amino acids. The record is from RefSeq and is a predicted model, not a curated record. The transcript has 16 exons. NCBI's taxonomy places the organism in Eukaryota, Metazoa, Chordata, Actinopteri, Perciformes, Liparidae. Gene Ontology annotation, molecular function: protein serine/threonine kinase activity; protein binding; ATP binding. Gene Ontology annotation, biological process: protein phosphorylation.